This is a messenger RNA of Soboliphyme baturini, 591 nucleotides long. The record is from the annotation of a GenBank genome assembly. NCBI's taxonomy places the organism in Eukaryota, Metazoa, Nematoda, Enoplea, Dioctophymatida, Soboliphymatidae.
AUGUUGGUCAGGGGCCAGACGGAGGUCGCCGGCUACGCGGAUGUCGAAAACGAGUUCGUGACGAACGAAACCGACGACGAAACGACGAUGUCGCUAAACGCACAAGCAUAUUGCCGGCCAUUCAUUUCACUGGAAUAUUUGCAACAUGACCGUGGGUUUCUUACCUACGCUUGCGCCAGAGCCAGCGUCCAUGCGUUUAGUCUGAACCUUAGUAUCAAACUCGUUGGUCACGGAGAUCCAUUCACUUGCAUAAUCAGGAUGAACAGUAUCGCCACCAAUGGUUGUACCGAAAAGUUCCGCUGCAGCAAUCCCUGUCAACCUCGGCACUGCAUUCGAUGUCUGAACGCCACAUUCUAUUUCAAUCCACCGCCGCGCAUCGAGGCCCGCGUUCACAUCCAACUUGGCAGCAUGUACCUACUGUACUCGAAAAAUAUGGACAUCGCCCGGAUGCACCUCGAAAAAGCGUUCGCCAUCUGCCAAAAUCAAACGUCUUUUGAAGACGCGAUCGCCGAAUGCGCCUGCCUGCUGGGGGAAACGUACAUGAAACUGGUAGGUAUUCGCUGGCUGCUGUUCUUGGGUUGUUUCGUUUAA